AUGUCGAAUGAGGAUUAUAAGACUUUUAAGCUUGGGAACUGGGAGCUGCAGAGCGGAGAGCAGAUCGUCGAUGCACACAUUGCAUACAAGACCUUUGGUGAUCCCAAGUCCCCAGCGAUUGUCUAUCCAACUUGGUUCUCGGGCUUACUGUCAGACAACUACUGGCUGAUCGGAGAAGAUAAGACACUCAAUCCCAAAGAGUACUUUAUCAUCAUCCCAGCCCUAUUCGGCAACGGUCAAUCUUCUUCGCCAUCUAAUCAGCCGGGGCCAUUUCCGAAAGUUUCGUUGUAUGACAAUGUGCGUGCCCAGUAUGAGCUCGUCACCAAACAGUUCGGCAUCACGCACUUACGUGCCGUUAUUGGCUGGUCUAUGGGAGCUGGCCAGACUUUCCAGUGGGCGACACAGUAUCCAGAGUUUAUGGACAUUGCUGUUCCAUUCUGUGGAGCAGCCAAAACUUCCUUGCACAACAAAGUGUUCAUCGAGGGAGUCAAGAGUGCCCUACUGAGCGUCAAAUCCAUUUGGUCAGCAGGAAUAGGUGAAAUCGGAGCACAAAAGACUGAUUCCAAGGUGCGUACUUGGACCACAGAGGAGAAGGAAAUUGGUCUGAAGGCCAUGGGCAGAGUCUAUGCUGGAUGGGGGUUCAGCCAGGCAUUCUAUCGUUACAAGCUAUAUGAGACAGUCCUGGGAUUCACCGGAAUCGAAGACUUUAUGCAGAAUUUCUGGGAGAAAUGGGCUUGUUCGAAGGAUCCGGAAAACAUCUUGGUGAUGCUUCAGACUUGGCAGAAUGGCGACGUCUCUUUGCAGGAGCCAUAUAAUGGAGACUUUGAAAAGGCUCUGGCCUCAAUCAAAGCUAGAACAUUAGUGCUGCCAGGAAAGACUGACCUUUAUUUCCCACCGGAGGAUUCUGAGUACGAGGUUUCCCACAUGAAACCAGGAGUUGGAAAGCUGGAUAUUUUCCCUUCAAUUUGGGGACACUGGGCAGGCGGUCCCGGUGAUAGUAAAGAGGAUUUGAUUUGGCUCGACAAGCAGUUGUCCCGCUUCUUUUCGGAAAACAAGCCUGAUGGUAUCACAUCUCUUUCGGAGAAGUUUGAAGGUGUACUGUGA
Molecule: messenger RNA, 1104 nt
Organism: Penicillium taxi
Lineage: Eukaryota; Fungi; Ascomycota; Eurotiomycetes; Eurotiales; Aspergillaceae
Product: homoserine acetyltransferase family protein
Exons: 6
Coding region: 1-1104 (367 amino acids)
Biological process (GO): biosynthetic process
Molecular function (GO): acyltransferase activity, transferring groups other than amino-acyl groups
Source: RefSeq, a predicted model, not a curated record